AUGGCGGCCCAAGAUUCUUCCCUGACCAAUUGGCCUGCUGUGGCUCGCUAUGUUUCAACGCGCAAAGACACCUACCCAUUCAUCGAUCCCGCCCAAGCCGACCUGGCGGGCAAGUCGGUCCUGAUCACCGGCGCCUCCAAGGGCAUCGGCAAGGCGACGGCGAUCCGCUUUGCCAUGGCGGGCUGCUCGACGAUCCUGCUGCUCGCGCGGUCGGACCUGACCGACGUUGCGACCGCCGUGCACGACGCCGCCAGGCAGGCCAACCGGCCCCCGCCAUCCGUGCAUUCCCUGAAGGCAGACGUGACGUCGGAAGACUCCAUGCGCGCGGCCGCCGCAACCGCAGCCGACAUCCUCGGCGGCCGCCUCGAUGUGCUGAUCAACAACGCGGGCUACCUGGAGGCGUGGAGGCCCAUCGCCUCCUCCGAGCCGCGCGAGUGGUGGCGGACGUGGGAGGUCAACAUCAAAGGCACCUAUCUGGCGGCCCACUUCUUCGUGCCGCUGCUGCUCCGGUCGCCGACCAAGACGGUCGUCAACAUCAGCAGCGGGGGGGCGCAUGCCAUGUUCCCCGGCGCGUCGGCCUACCAGACCACCAAGUUCGCCCUCUGCCGUCUCACCGAGUUCAUGGACGCGGAAUACGCCCAGCAGGGGGUGAUCGCCAUCGCGCUGCAUCCGGGCGCCGUCCGGACCGAGCUGGCCAUGAACAUGCCCCCGGAGAGGCAGUCCGUCCUGACCGAUUCCCCGGCACUGGCCGCGGACACGCUGGUCUGGCUCGCCCGCGACCGGCGCGACUGGCUUGCCGGCCGGUUCGUCUCGGUGAGCUGGGACAUGGAGGAGCUGGAGCAGAAGAAGCAGGACGUGCUCCAAAGAGACUUGUUCAAGUUUCGCGUGAUGGUUUGA
Aspergillus uvarum CBS 121591 is the source of this 897-nucleotide messenger RNA. Its product is annotated as SDR family oxidoreductase. NCBI's taxonomy places the organism in Eukaryota, Fungi, Ascomycota, Eurotiomycetes, Eurotiales, Aspergillaceae. The record is from RefSeq and is a predicted model, not a curated record. The coding region runs from base 1 to 897 and encodes 298 amino acids. Gene Ontology annotation, molecular function: oxidoreductase activity. Gene Ontology annotation, cellular component: cytosol. The transcript has a single exon.